UGCAAGGUCUAAGAAGAAAAAUGGACCGUGAUUUGGGGAAAGCAAUAGAUAUUGCCACAAAAUUUGUCAAGGAGCGUAUAGAAGAACGCCAGGCAGGCGGACCGACGAGGAAAGACUUCUUGGAUGUGUUGCUUGAUUUUGAAGGAAGCAAGAAUGAACCCGCUAAAUUAUCAGAACUGGAGAUUAACAUAUUUAUCCUGGAAAUGUUCUUAGCUGGUUCAGAGACUUCUAGCACCUCCAUCGAGUGGGCAUUGGCGGAGCUCCUACGCAACCCGAAAGCAAUGGUCAGGGUUAAAAACGAGAUUUCAAGUGUAGUAGAAUCAAACAGGAAAUUCGAAGAAAGUGAUAUCGGUAAACUUCCUUACUUGCAAGCAGUAAUCAAAGAAACCCUACGCUUACAUCCUCCCCUUCCUUUCCUCGUACCUCGGAAGGCAAUUCAAGACACUAAUUAUAUGGGAUACUCGAUACCCAAAGAAACACAAGUUUUCGUUAACGUUUGGGCCAUUGGAAGAGACGAAGAAAAUUGGGAGGAGCCUUGGGAUUUUAAGCCGGAAAGGUUUUUAG
Olea europaea var. sylvestris is the source of this 564-nucleotide messenger RNA. RefSeq names its product cytochrome P450 76A2-like. The annotation marks the transcript as partial. Gene Ontology annotation, molecular function: iron ion binding; oxidoreductase activity, acting on paired donors, with incorporation or reduction of molecular oxygen; monooxygenase activity. The transcript is spliced from 2 exons. The record is from RefSeq and is a predicted model, not a curated record. NCBI's taxonomy places the organism in Eukaryota, Viridiplantae, Streptophyta, Magnoliopsida, Lamiales, Oleaceae.